Messenger RNA from Physeter macrocephalus (sperm whale), 5650 nucleotides. RefSeq names its product F-box protein 34 (gene FBXO34). The record is from RefSeq and is a predicted model, not a curated record. The transcript has 2 exons. Gene Ontology annotation, molecular function: protein binding. Bases 2422 to 4560 code for a protein of 712 amino acids. NCBI's taxonomy places the organism in Eukaryota, Metazoa, Chordata, Mammalia, Artiodactyla, Physeteridae.
AUAAAGAGUAGCUCCUGUUAUACUAAUAAAUGACUCCUCUUUGGAAUUAGCAUUCCUGAAGCUUUAAUAAAGUAGAAAGAAAAAGGAAACACCUUAUCUUCUAGCCUGUUUAGAUGGGCAAGGCUGUGGACUAAGAGUGACAAGUUAGGAAACAGGCCUUCAAUGUUAGGCUUCCUAUUAGCACUAAGUCUGUUAGCACUAAGAGAAAUCUCGUCCUUUCCCCUAUUCUGAUCCCAUAUUGCCAUUUGAUUCCUCAUUGAUCAAGUUCAGUCCUCUAUAGACUAGAGUUAGUGUGAUUCUUUAGACUUUAGCAUUUAUCUAGGCCUUUUUGCAAAGUUAAAUUCUCUCCCAUGGCUUAAUUUUUGGAUUGUACAAUAUGUUUAGGUUAGAGUUUUUCCAGCUUUUUUGAGCUGAAAUCAGAAAUUAAGAGUCAAUAAAGAAUACUGGAAUUAUUUGAAAGCAAGAUUUUGGUCUUUACUGGAGGAAAGUUGUUCAAGUUUUAAUUGAUUCAUUAUUAUAUCUCAAUUUAUUCCUGGAAAGGAUUUAAGGUGACAGGUAUGUACAACGACUUUCUACUUUAUAGCCAAACUUCGUGAAAAAGUUGCUAACGUUCACUUUUUCACCUUCCAUUCACUCCUUCACCGUGAAUUUUUGGCUCUGCCCUACUCACCCACUGCAGUUCCUCACAGCAGAGUCACCAGGGGUCUCCAUCACUAACUGGACACAACUCUUUUUUUCUUUUCUUUUUUUUUUGCCAUGCCGCGUGACUUAUGGGAUCUUAGUUCCCCAACCAGGGAUUGAAUUUGGGCCCUCGGCAAUGACAGUGUGUAGUUCUAACCACUGGACUGCCAGGGGAUUCCCCCAGACAGAAUUCUUUAUAUGACCUUGCUGUAGGGUGUGUGAUUGCUCUUUAUUUUUAUGUACAUUUUUUAUUAUAACGGUAAUAUAUGUUCAUUGUGAAAAUUUUGGAAAAAGACAUAUGUAAUCUCUGUCCAGAAAACUUUUUCCUCAUUGAAUUUCUGUCACACUGUCUUGUUCCUUUCCUCAUAUUUCUCUUGGCCAGACUUGUGUCAGUCUGCCUACUAGAUAUCUCUAGCUUGCAUGCAGCAAUUUUUAAAAAAUGAACUUACCUUUUCCCCUGCUCCAAAUCUGCUCAGCUACCUUUGUCACCAUCUCACUAAAACGUAGCACUCUUCAUCCAGUUGCUGUAGCCUGAGGACCCAUCCUUGACUCCACUCCCUCAACCUCCAUUUAUAAUCAGUAGCUACAAUCCUGCCUGCUCUUCCUCUCUAACCCAUUUACUUCUGUCUGUCCGCCUUAGCUGGGACUUUGAUUAUUUCUCACCUACCUCACCUACCUUUUGAAUUUUUAGGACUUUUAAAAUCUUCUUUCAGGGCUUUUCUGACCUGUUUCUGUACCCUCAAGACUAAGCUUGGUGCUGGUGGUCUCCUCUCUUCCUUUCAUACACUCCUUCCUUCUCUGUCCUCUCCUUCCCCCUUCCUCCCCUUGUGGACUCCCAGCACCUGUACUAUCCUUAUAACACAUAUCACGUGCUGUCGUAAUUGCCUAUUUGAUUUUCUGUCUCCUUAAGGGCAGUAACUAUGUCUUAUUCAUAAUUGCACCACUAAUAUCCAGCCCAGUGUUUAGUAAAUUUCAGAUAAUACAUGGAUAGAAAGAAAUGGGUGGCAGUUAGUAUGAAAAAAGUUGGAAGCUGUUCCGUUAGUUUCAUGGCUCUGCCUGCCUUAAAAUUUGUGUAUUAGGUGAUAUGAUUGGCCUUCAUCUACUUGGUCCUGUGGUAAUGGUCUGUGAACAAGCUUCCGAAGUGUGAAUUAUGGUAGGGCGGGAGUGAAGCUGUGAUAGGUUGGCUGGGGUGGGCUCCAUGACCUUGCAUUUCAUUGAUAAAGAGGUUAGGCUUUCCUGUAGCUAACAACAGUGUAGCAGAGGUAAGAUAUGACAGCUAAAACUAGGGCAGUUGUGCUAGGGAUGAACAAGAAGGGAGGGUGACUUGGUGAUUGGAUGGGAGGAGGAAUCGAAGUGACUCAACUUUCUGGCUUGGUUGACCAGGUACUUGGUGCUGUCAUUAAAUAGUCAUUUUGAUUUUUGAGAUUCUUUUUGACAUCCAGGUGAGUAUGUCUGUUAGGCAUGUCAUAGGAUAUGACGUUUGGGAGAGCAUACCACUGGGGAGUCAUGAAUCUGUGGUCAUUAAAACUAUGAGGUCACUUACAUGUAUAGCUUAAGAGUAAUAAUGGUCUAGAAAAAGAAAGAACUCUGAGAAAUACAUCAGUGCUUGAAGGCUGGAGAAGAAGAGAGCUGGGAAAGCAGUGUCAAAGAAACCGAGGAGUUGGAGUUGGAGAGGAAAUUUGGCAAUAACAUGGCCAUUGACUUUUUUGGUGUUUUAAAGAGAAUAACAGAGCCUCUGUUAUGCACCUAAAGCCAUACUGGAAACUCCAGAAGAAAGUGCGACCUUUGGAAAUCAGCAAGGAAACUCUGAGAACUCCUAUGAGCCACCAACAGGCUAUAAAUGAUGAAAAGUGCAAAGCUAGCUGUAUGAAACCAAGUGUCUUUCCUUCAGCCUCUCUUGGUAAAGCAUCAUCUCGAAAGCGUUUUGGAAUCCUUUCUCCAAAUGUUCUGUGCAGUAUGAGUGGGAAGAGUCCUGAAGAGAGCAGCUUGAAUGUUAAAACCAAGAAGAAUGCAUCGUCUGCAACAAUCCACCAGGGUGAAGAAGGGGAAGGGCCGCUUGAUAUCUGGGCUGUUGUGAAACCGGGAAAUACCAAGGAAAAGAUUGCAUUCUUUGCAGCCCACCAGUGUAGUAAUAGAAUAGGAUCUAUGAAAAUAAAAAGCUCCUGGGAUAUUGAUGGGAGAGCUACUAAAAGAAGGAAAAAAUCAGGGGAUCUUAAAAAAGCCAAGAUACAGUUAGAAAGGAUGAAGGAAGUCAACAGCAGAUGCUACCAACCUGAGCCUUUUGCGUGUGGCAUCGAGCACUGUUCUGUGCAUUACGUGAGUGACAAUGGGGACGGAGUCUAUGCCGGGAGGCCUUUGUCGGUCAUACAAAUGGUUGCCUUCCUCGAGCAAAGAGCCAGUGCUCUGCUAGCCAGUUGUGCGAAAAACUGCACUAACUCACCUGCUGUGGUGCGGUUUUCUGCGCAAUCCAAAGGUGUGCCCCCAGCCCCCGAGCCCUUGUCUGCCCCAGGAGCAUGUGAAGAACCCAUGGAAAGGAGAAAUCCUGAGGUUGGUGAGCCAGUGAGUGAGCCAGUCCGUGUCCUUGACAUGGUAGCCAGGCUGGAGUCCGAGUGCCUGAAGCAGCAGAGCCAGCGUGAGCCUGGAAGCCUCUCGAGGAAUAACAGCUUCCGUCGCAAUGUGGGCCGCGUGUUGCUUGUGAAUGGCACCCAGGCUGAGGAAAGCAAAACAAACAAAGGCGCCUUGGAGGUACCUGACACUCAGGUGAAAACUGUGGGGUCUGUAUCUGUGGACUGUGGCCCCUUAAGAGCUGACCAUUGUUCUCCUAAGGGGGACCAGGCCUGGGACGGCGCUCCUCGGGGCUGUCCCUCAUUGCCAGCAGGCGUGAGUUUGCACACGGACAGUGCAGAAUUAGAGCCAGAUCAGCAGACUGCCGUGAAAAACAGCAAUAGACAUGAUGUGGAAAUGACAGAGGAACUUGUUGGGUCACCUUUUCCUCCUCGCACCUGUCCCAAAGCCAUUGAAUUGCCCCCAGAUGCUAUUGAUGGUAUGAGUGAAGAGCUUGUGCCUCUUGCUAGCCAAAAUCCUGAUCAGAGAAGAAAAGAAUCUUUGUGCAUUAGUAUCACUGUGUCCAAGGUAGAGAAAGACCAGCUUUCCAGUUCAAAGUCCUGCGAAGACCCACUUCCAGGGAUGUUGUUUUUUUUGCCAUCUGGUCAGCACCAGUCGGGCUGUUCCCAGCUGAAUGAAAGCACAACAGAAGAGUCUUCCGAGGCCAGUCAGCUUGAAGAUGCUGCUGAGGGUGACAGUGCAUCUGAGGAAAAAAGUGUCUCGGCUCAUUCAUUUGUCCCGCUGGCUUCUGUGGAAAGUACAUUACCAGUGCUUGAGGCAUCCAGUUGGAAGAAGCAGGUGUCGCAUGACUUUCUGGAGACCAGGUUUAAAAUCCAGCAGCUUUUGGAGCCUCAGCAGUACAUGGCUUUUCUGCCCCACCACAUUAUGGUGAAAAUCUUCAGGUUACUUCCCACUAAGAGUUUAGUGGCUCUUAAAUGUACCUGCUGCUAUUUCAAGUUUAUCAUUGAAUAUUACAAUAUCAGGCCAGCAGAUUCUCGCUGGGUUCGGGAUCCACGCUAUAGAGAGGAUCCGUGCAAGCAGUGCAAGAAAAAAUAUGUGAAAGGGGAUGUGUCCCUGUGCCGAUGGCACCCCAAGCCCUAUUGCCAGGCAUUGCCCUAUGGGCCGGGAUACUGGAUGUGCUGCCACCGGUCUCAGAAGGGCUUCCCUGGCUGUAAGCUGGGGCUUCAUGACAAUCACUGGGUCCCUGCUUGCCAUAGCUUUAAUCGGGCAAUCCAUAAGAAAGCAAAAGGGACUGAAACUGAAGAGGAGUACUAAAGUUAUGUGCGAGGCAACAGACUGAUGUUUAAAACUGCAAAACACCACCUAGAUAUGCCGUUCCAGUGAGUGUUGCCUCUCAGUCUUCGUUCCAGGAGAAUCUCUGCUACUCCAUCAGGACCGCCAUUGCUCAGGCAUCUUAAAUCUCUGAAUUUACGAGCUGUACAAGAAAAUCGGUCUCAUCGUUUUAUAGUGGUGCCUCAUGUUUGAUCCAGGGCUGUAUCCCACAGUUUGAUCCACUUGGCUGUGAAUAACUAUGCCUGUUUUCCCAAAUCAAAUCCUUCUUCAAAGGAUUGUUCAAAGAACACUUGCCACCGUCAAGAAUGUUCAGCAGAGUUCAUCGCAGACUAUGCAGGCAAUCCCCAAAAAGGGGUUCUGGGCAUGUUUUGAGCACUGGCACCAUAUCUGAAAUAAGUGAAUAGUGUCCUAUGAAAAGAAUAGCAGUACUCUUGGGUGAAAAGUAUGCUUACAAAGAAAAGUUAGGCACCUUACCUUAGACCUUGUAUGCUUGAUCUGUGAGAUUGAUGUUUGUGGUUGGAGAUGGAUUUCAUGCCCUGUGGUGUUUACAGUGUAUAUAAUGGUUGUGUUUUCAUAGGGCUAUGAAAGUGCACAUUAAACCUGAGCGCCUUUACUUUAGAUGAGUGCUUUUGGCCCCUCUGUAAAUAACACUAUUAAAAUCCAGUUGUAAAUAGCGGACAGCUGACUGAACAUAAUCACCACAAUGCAGCUAGGAUAGUGUUGCAGCUACAACUGUGUGGAUUUUUUUUGGUUUUUUGGUCUCGUCUCAAAUUUGUAUAAAAUAUGAAUGUUUCCCAAAUAAACUAUGAAUGUUUUCUGUGUAAUAUAUGAAUGUUUCUGAGAAGAAACUCUAAAUAGUUAAGAGGUUAACUUGUUGAAAGGAUACCAAAUAAUGGUUUAACUGGACAACCUUAAAAAAUUAGCAUAGAGAACAAUCCUUUGUUAUAUUUUAGUGAUUCACCAAGAAUGAGAGAAUAUUAUAUAGUCAGAUUAUAACAUUCUUGUCUAUUUUAUUCUUCCUGUCUGGUUACAAAUUUUUUUUAACUUCAAUAAAAACAUGCAUCUUAAAUGG